AUGAGUCAGGCGGAUAUUUCUUGCUCAGCGCGUCAAAGAGUGUUUCAGGAAGCAUUGAAAAGGGGCAAUACCAAGGAACUUCACUCGCUCCUGCAGAACAUGACCAACUGCGAAUUUAACGUCAAUUCUUUCGGACCAGAGGGACAGACUGCGUUGCAUCAGUCUGUGAUUGACGGGAAUCUUGAGCUAGUCAAAUUGCUGGUGAAGUUUGGCGCAGAUAUACGUCUAGCCAACAGAGAUGGAUGGAGCGCGCUGCAUAUCGCAGCCUUUGGGGGACACCAAGAUAUUGUCCUCUACCUCAUCACAAGAGCCAAGUACUCAUCUAGCGCACUGUAA
Molecule: messenger RNA, 336 nt
Organism: Chanos chanos (milkfish)
Lineage: Eukaryota; Metazoa; Chordata; Actinopteri; Gonorynchiformes; Chanidae
Gene: nrarpb
Product: NOTCH regulated ankyrin repeat protein b
Exons: 1
Coding region: 1-336 (111 amino acids)
Cellular component (GO): cytoplasm
Molecular function (GO): enzyme inhibitor activity; protein binding; phosphatase regulator activity
Source: RefSeq, a predicted model, not a curated record